CUGAGACGAAGUCGUUGAAUAAAACUUUUUGACUAUCAUUUUCGGGCACUCACAAUUGUUUCAACUGUGAAAAAUGAAUAAAGUUAUUUUAAGUGCCUUUGUGCUGCUCCUUGUGGCUCAGGGCAUCGAAUCACAAUUUCCUAUAAUAAAUUUCGUGGGGACAUUGAUAGUAAACUUACUAAGUGCACCGUUGGCUGCCAUCACAUCAUCCUUUGUAUCAACCAUAGCCUACAAUGUUCUCAGCUUUACUGGCUUCUCACUCACUUGGCAGUACUCGCAAUCAGAUUUUCUGAUCUAUGUGAAGCCACCGGCUGUUAUCUGCUCAUCGACUAUGAGCACAUCGACAAUUCAACUAGUCAGCCCAACACUAAAAGGUCUCAUCACGACCAUCAAUACAACAGUUUCUGGAAUUGAUGCGAAUGUCGCAUCUUUCACAUCAACUCUUAACAACAAUGCAUACUCAAAUUGUGGACGAACUUUAGCAUCACUUGCUGUAAAUCUUUACGAUCAGACACCAAGACGCUUAGGCUACUCAAUGAUAUCCAUUGCAACAGUCAUGGGUGGUCGACGACCAAAUCAAUCACCAUUUGGAUUGACACCUUAUGAUCCAGUCUAUCCAGUUCCAUCAACAAUACUUCCACGCGAUACUGACAGCUUCCGUUCGCAGGUUGGAGUUCAAGCUAAGAACUUUAUUUUGUACUUGCCGUACCUGUUUAAGGAUUUAAAUGAUGCUGCAGCUGCAUAUCAAAAUUUAAGAAGUCAAGUACGCGGUGGCUGUAUAUGCCCAUCAAGUACGACAGUUUCAAGCCUCAUAACUCAAUGGACGAGCCUCAAUACAUCAAUAGCUGGAUUUACAGCCUCAACAGCCACUACUAAGACACUUAUUCAAGUCGUCGGUUCCGCAAUUCUAACAAAUGUGACUGGAACCUUCAAUGCGACCUACUCGUGGAUGAAUUCAGUCCUUAGCUGUACUCAAUGCCUUAUUGGAAGUUUAAAGAACAAUGGAUCGAGAUGUGUCAAGACUUACUGCAAUGACAAGCCACAGAAUGACAGUAUUAGUGCUGGAUUAAAUGAUACAGCAUGCACAGCUUCUGGAUUGAGAGCAAUCGGUCGAUUCCGUAACAAUUUACAGCUUGAUUAUGUGUUGGCAAGAAAUGUCGAGCUUCGAGCUCAAAGCUUCUUAAUGUCUCGAGUCUUUCGAUAUGUCAAUGACCAUUCAGGAUGUGUAGGCAAAGGAAUCGUCAAGAUUGACUCAAAUACUGGACUAUUAAGGAACAGCAUCUUUAAGAAGAGAAUGAAGACAUUCAAAGGCCAUAUGGACAGCUUCCAAUUGAACAUCAAAAACUCAUACAAUGCAUUAAGCCUGAACAUAAACAACUCAAUUGCUACAUUUAAUUCCUACAUCGACUCAACAAUCCUUAGUUCCACAGCUGUGGUUUCAUCAACAGCUGUGACAUUCGCUGAGACAGUCAUCAAUUCUUCAAGCCUCUAUCCAUGCUGUCAACAGUAUGCUGGACAGGCACUGGAUAUCCAAGAUAAAUUCCAAAGUGAUGUCAAAUCAUGCAUGCAAAACACAGCUGCAGCUGUUAACAAUAUUGCAGCCAGCAUGACAACAGAUUUGACAAGUCAUGGCAAACAUUUUAACAGAUACACAAGCACUGUCGAUUCCUGCAUCAAUACUUACUGCAAACGAUGGCCAUGUGUUAAUGCCUUCCUGUUAAUUCCAUCAUUCGACAAACACGUGUCUAACUGCGUCACAGCUGUGAAUACAGGACUUACUGGAUAUAACCCAAAUGUUUUUACCAUUGGAAAUGCAAGUAUUGCUUCUGUAGCUGCAAAUAUAGCUACAGCUAAUGUCACAUUUAAUCAGUGCAUUAAUGUAGCUGUUAGUAAUGCACAGCAGAGCCUCUUGACUGUCCAAAACAACUUCAAUACCUGUAAAAAGGUCGGAACCUGCACUAAUGGAACCACAGACAUGCGACCAAUUUUAGGUCAAACUAUUGACAUCAUUUUUGCUAACCUUACGGCACUUUUAAGUUUCAAAGGCAAUACAAGCAUUGAUCCUGAAUGUCUUAGAGCUGUUAUGGCUGAUGCUGCUUUCUUGAUGAACCAAACGAUGGCACUUAACAGUUCCUUGAUGUCACAAAGUUAUGAGACUGAGGAGAAGGUCUUGAACUUCAUUUCUUCAUCACUUGCUGCUUUGAGCUACAAUUUUAGCCUUUGUAAGUCUGACAACCGAACAAUCUUGUUGCCUAGAAUCGAUCAAGCAAUAGCUGAUUUAUCUAACCUUUGGAACUUGACCAUGAACAUCACUGGCUUAAAUCCAGAGUGCCUGAACAUGUCACAACAGAACAUCAGCGGUGUUAUGGACAUGGCAUUAAGUCUACAGACACAACUGAGCCUGACUGACUAUGUCGUUGAUUUCGCAGCUGUGGAUGCUCUGCCAAGCAUUGUUGAGCAGCUACGUGCUGAGUUUAAUGACUGCAUGAGUGCCCCUUAUGACAAUAGAACUGCUUUCAUCCCUAACAUCACUCAAAUAAUUCUGGACCUUCAGACUAUGAUUAACAUAACCUUAAACUUGACUAUGGAUCCAAGCUGUGCUGUUCCAUUGCUGGCUAACCUUACAUCUGUCUUGGCUAUAGCUGACACUUUACCUACAAUGAUCUUCAAUUUUACAUACGACGUGGACUUCCAAAUUGUUGCUGGUGCUCAAAAUCUGACAAAUGAGCUUGAAGAUGCACUAGCUGCAUGUCAAGUCUAUGACAAUCGGACCUUACUUCUACCUGGUAUCAAUCAAGUCAUUAAUGAUAUCAACAACUUACUGAACUUAAGUGCUAGUUCCACUGGUGAUCCUGCAUGCUUUGCAUCACUUAUAGCCAAUAUGUCAGCAGUUCUUAAUGUGACAUUGGAUCUUCAAGUGUCACUGACUGACUACUCGUAUGACGUUGGAUUAAGUAUUAUUGGUGAACUGCAUCUUGUGAUGGCUGAGUUCCAAGCUGCCUUCAAUUCAUGCUUAAAUUAUGAUAAUAGAACUGCACUUGCUGCAGAUGUCGGCAAAAUUCUAGCUAAUGCGACAGCACUUGGCAGCUUGAUUGCUAAUUCAACAGCUAGUUCCUAUUGCCUUGGUCCAUUACAGCAGAAUAUCAGCAUCCUAGCAAAUGUGUCAAUCAUGCUGCAGACCGACAUCUACAACUUUACAUAUGACAUUGGACUAGCGAUUGUAACUGAGAUGCAGUCAUAUUUGGCACAGCUACAAGCUUCAUAUGAUGCAUGCUUGCUCUUUGACAAUAGAACCUUGUUACAUCCUGAAGUCAUAGCUGAUUCAGCAAGUCUUAAUGCCUUUGCAAACAUCCUUAUGUCAUCGACAGCAGAUCCUUAUUGUCUUGGUCCAAUUCAACAAAAUUUGAGUGUUUUACUGACCAUGCAAGGAGCAAUUGAGUCUGGACUAUUUAAUAGCUCAUAUGCAGCUAGCUUGGCUGUCAUGAUCAACUUUGAUACUUCAUUUGCUCAACUUCAAGCUGCUUAUAAUGCUUGCCUUACUUUUGACAAUCGGACAUUGCUGGUUCCAACAAUAAAUAAUAUUGUCAGUGACUUUACAGCUCUUGCAGCUACACUAGCGAAUUCUACAGCCAGUUCUUACUGUCUACUUCCACUACAAGCUAAUUUAACAAUGCUGCUUAAUGUCUCAGGCACAAUAUCCACAGAUGUCUUCAACUACAGCUAUGAAAUUGGUGCUUCAAUUAUUUCCGGAUAUCAGAUGGCAUUGGCACAAGCACAAGCUGCUUAUGCUGCAUGUUUGACAUUUGACAAUAGAACUUUAUUGGAAAUGGAACUAACUGGAGAUUUAGCGAAUCUGACAAUCUUUGCGAAUAUCCUAGCAAACUCAACUGCUGAUCCUUACUGCCUUGGUCCAAUCCAACAGAACUUCAGUCUUCUAAUGUCUGUAGCUACUGCUAUGCAGUCUGGACUAUACAACACAACAUACUCGGCUGGUCUAGCAGGUUUAAUUGACAUGGAUGCUGCAUUUGCUCAGAUUCAGGCUGCUUAUGCUGCAUGUUUAGUGUUUGACAACAGGACCUUGUUGACUCCAUCUUGCAAUGCUGUAUUGCUUGAUCUUACAGCACUUAACAAUUUGAUUGCUAAUUCUACUGCCAGUUCAUACUGCUUAGGACCUUUACAGACCAACUUGUCUGUCUUAAUGACUGCAUCUGCAUCCUUACAAAUUGACAUGUUCAACUAUAGCUAUGAUAUUGCAGCUACAAUUAUUGCUGGAUUCCAACUGUCCAUAGCUGAAGCACAGGCUGCUUACAAUGCUUGCUUACUAUUUGAUAACAGAACAUUGCAGCAUCAAGAACUUCAAGGAGAUUUAUCAAAUUUGACAAUCUUAGCCAACUUAAUCAUGUCAUCAACAGCUGCACCUUACUGCUUAACUCCAAUCCAACAAAAUUUGUCAGUAAUCCAGUCCAUAUCUCAAGCUAUCCAGUCUGGAUUGUUCAGUUCAACGUACGAUGAGAAUUUAGAAGACAUGAUAAGCUUAGACGCAGCUGUGGCUCAACUUCAAGCUGCUUUCGAUGCUUGUCUACUGUUUGACAAUAGAACACUGCUAGCUGCUGACUUGCCAGGCAUCAUAUCAAGCAUUAAUUCAAUAUCAGCUCAAAUAUCAUCUGCAGUUGCUGAUCCAGCAUGUUUAAGUGCCGUUCAAGCUAAUUUGACACUUAUGCUGAACAUUUCACAGUCACUGCAGAUUGACUUGUUCAAUUACACUUAUGACAUUGGAUUGGCGAUUAUUGGAAGUCUACAGAUGUCAAUAGCUGAUGCUCAAGCUAGACUAGCUACAUGCUUAGCGGAUCCGAGAAUUUCAAUGCUUCCAGUAAUCUCAGGUGCAGCUGCGAAUGCAUCAGCAUUGAGCAGCCUUUUGGCUAAUUCUACUGCCAGUUCCUACUGCUUACUUCCUCUGCAACAAAAUGUGUCAUUGCUGCUUAAUAUUUCACAGUCAUUCCAACAAGACUUCUACAGCUAUGACUAUGAUAUUGGAUCAACGAUUUUGAACAGCCUUCAAAGUUCUUUAGCUGAGGCACAAGCUGCAUAUGAAGCAUGUCUACUCUUUGACAAUAGAACUUUAUUGGAAAUGGAACUGACUGGUGAUAUGGCAAACUUAACAGCCUUGAUCAACAUCAUUAUGUCCUCAACUGCAGAUCCAUACUGCCUUACAGCCAUCCAACAAAAUGCAAGUGCUAUUCUGUCCAUAGCUCAAGCUAUUCAAGCUGGACUCUUUGGCAAUUCCUACCUUCAAGGACUAAUGCAUAUGGAAAGUUUAGAUGUGUCUGUGGCUCAACUUCAAGCUGCUUAUGAUGCCUGCUUGCUAUUUGACAAUAGAACUUUGUUGGUUCCAAAAAUAACAGACUUGCAAGCCAAUUUAAGUGCUCUUGCAGCUUUAGUAGCUAAUUCAACAGCUGAUCAGUACUGCUUAGGUCCACUUCAGUACAACCUGACCAUUUUACUCAGCAUGUCUAAUAGUCUCCAAGUUGACAUCUUCAACUACAGCUACGAAAUUGCUAACACGAUCCUUGCUGACUUAGAAGUAGCAUUGGCACUAGAACAAGCCAACUACAUAGAUUGCCUUGCAUUUGACAACAGGACAUUGCUUCAACCUAAUGUCACAGCUACAUUGAAUGACUUGACAGCUUUGUCGAAUACAAUUAUGUCAUCUACAGCUGAUCCUUACUGUCUAACAGCAAUUCAACAAAAUAUCAGCAUUAUGCUGUCUGGUGCUGUCACAUUCUCAUCGGAACUGUUUAAUAAUUCAUAUGAGCUGGACUUGAAUGUCUUAUCGAGUCUUCAGUCAGCAAUGAUUGACAUUCAGGCUGCUUACAAUGCAUGUCUAGUGUUUGACAAUCGAACUCUCUUAGUUCCAUCAAUUGCUGCUUUACAAGCUAAUUUAAGUGCUCUUGCUAAUCUUGCUGGCAAUUCCACUGCUGAUCAGUACUGCCUUGAUCCUCUGCAAUACAACUUGACUAUGCUGAUUAGCAUGACUUCGUCUCUUCAAGUUGACAUCUUUAAUUACAGUUAUGAGAUUGCAAACUGGAUUAUUGCUGAUCUUGAAGCUUCUUUGGCUAUGGAACAAUCUGCUUAUGCUGCAUGCUUGCUGUUUGAUAAUCGAACAUUGUUACAAUCGGAACUGGCUGGAGAUUUGUCAAAUUUGACAGCAUUUUACAAUUUAAUCAUGUCUUCAAGUGCUGAUCCAUACUGCCUUGCAGCUAUUCAACAGAACAUGACAGUCUUGUACAACUUUGCACAGGCUUUGCAGUCAGGAUUAUUCAAUUACUCUUAUGACAUAAAUGUAGCUGUUAUGGCUGAAAUAGAUGCGACAUUUGCAGAUCUACAAGUUGCGUAUACAGCCUGCCUUAACUUUGACAAUAGAACUCUUCUGAUUCCAACAGUGUCAAGUGUCUUGGCUAAUUUGACAGCUCUAGCUAACAUAGCAAUCAAUUCUACAGCUGAUCCUUACUGUCUAGGACCGAUCCAACAUAAUUUGAGCAUCUUGGUCGGAGCAUCCACAACACUUGAAGUUGACAUCUUUAACUAUACUUAUGAUAUUGCUGCAAACAUUAUUGCUGACUUGCAAGCUUCGAUUGCUAUGGAACAAGCAGCUUAUGAAGCAUGUUUAACUUUUGACAAUCGAACCUUGCUACAGCCUGAAAUAAGAGCUGAUUCAGCAAGUUUGAAUGCCUUUGCUAAUAUCCUCAUGUCAUCGACUGCUGAUCCUUACUGCUUGACUCCAAUCCAACAAAACAUGAGUUCCUUAAUGACUCUAGCGAUGGCUAUUGAGUCUGGACUGUUUAACAGCUCAUAUUCAGCUGCAUUAAAUCUUAUGAUUAACUUUGAUGUCGAAUUUGCUAAUCUUCAAGCUGCUUAUAAUGCCUGCCUUACUUUUGACAACAGGACAUUGUUGAUUCCAACAAUUGCAACUUGUAUUGCAGACAUCAACAAUAUCCUAGCCUUGAUUCCAACAUCGAAUGGAUCUUUAGCAUGCAUGACUGAAAUGCAACAGAACUUGACACUUCUCCUUAAUAUGUCCACAUCCUUACAAGUUGACAUCUUUAACUAUACUUAUGAAAUUGGUUCUGCUAUACUUCUUGACUUACAGCUGUCCAUAUCCAAUGCACAGGCUAAAUUUACAAUUUGUCAGAUUUACGAUCCAAGAACUGAAUUCUUUGCAUUCAGUUCCGCAGCUACGGCUAACUUGUCAGCUAUUGCUGAUAAUAUUGUGAAUAUAUCAUCGACAGCAACAUGCCUAGCUGCAGUUCAACAAGCCAUGGCACUGCUUAAUAAUGCAUCAGCAUCAUUCCAUGACUCAAUCCUAGUCGUGACUUACAAUACAAGUCAAGCCAAUGCAGCAAGUCUGGCACAAGCAAUUCUUGAUCUACAAGCAGCUGAAGCAGCCUGCAGGAACUUUGAUAAUCGAACUGUAUUUAUGGGAAGCAACUUGGUGUUGGCAUCAAAUGUCUCUGAUCUGAUGAAUAUUAUAUCCAGUUCAAGUGCUUUGAGUGAAUGCGUCAAUCCAAUUCUACAAGAUGCUGUUUGGUUAAUGGGAAAUAUAACUGCAUUUAAUGGAACCGUACUCAAUAGUUCUUAUGCAACUGAUUUGGCGACAUCAAACAGCCUUUAUGCAACAUUUAGUGGCUUACAAGCUCAAUGGAGUGCCUGUCUUGUCUACACAACAACAACCAAUUCAACAACUGACCCUCGCACUGCCCUUAAUUCAACACUCGCAAGUGCCACAGCAACUCUCAAUGACCUCCUUGGACAGAUUCAAAACUUUACCGGCAACCAAACUGGAGUUCCUGGAUUUACAACUGCAAUUAAUGACUUACUCAGUCAGAUUCAAACUCUUCAAGCUAAUUUGAUGAACAAUAAUUUCACAACAGAUGCAGCACUUGUUAGUUCAAUUCAAUCUGCCGUUGCUCAACAGGUUGCUGACUGGGCGGCUUAUGUCGCAAACUCAACCACAACAACUGUCGAUCCACGAGUCGCUUUGACAGCAGAAGCACAAAUUUUACUUGCUGAACUUCAAGACUUUUUGCAGACCAUCCAAAAUUACACUGGAAAUCAGACUGGAGUUCCUGGAUUUAUUAAUGAUACAACAGCUUUGAUUGCUCAGGUUCAAGAUUUGAUCAACAACAUGAUGAACAAUCCAGCUUCCGUUGAUGCAGCUACUUUAGCUAAUUUGGAUGCUUUAGCUACUCAAAAGGCUGCUGAAUGGCUUGCUUAUGUUGCCAGCGAUACAACACCUACAACUGUUGACCCACGACUAGCUUUACUCACUGAAGCCCAAAAUUUGGCGACUGUUCUUGCUGGAUUGACUCAAGAGAUGCAGACUUACACUGGAAAUCAAGCUGGAAUUCCCACAUUCUUAGGAUUAACUGGAGACUUAGCUACUCAAGUUCAAGAUCUAAUUGCUAACAUGAUGAACAAUACUUAUGCAGUUGAUGCUGCUCUAUUGGCUACUUUACAAAACUUGGUAGCUCAAGAUGCUUCUGCCUGGGCUGUAUACAAAGCAAGCGACACCGGAGCAACAAGUGCAGCAACUUCAACAUCAGACUUAACCACAUCUGCUGAAGCUUUAUUAGCUGAUUUGAACACACUGAUUCAAAGUAUGCAGAGCUAUACUGGAAAUCAAACUGGAGUCUCUGGAUUUGUAAAUGAUACAUCAGGCUUAGCUACUAUGCUUCAAGCUUUAAUUGCAAAUAUGGGCAAUAGCACUUUAGCUGAAAACAUCGCAGCUUUAACUACUUUACAGAAUGCAGCCGCACAAGAAGCAACUGAUUGGGCCGCUUAUGUAGCUGGCAGUACUUUGAAUACCACAACAACUGUCGAUCCACGAAUUGCUUUGACAUCAGAAGCACAACAACUUCUUGCUGAACUUCAAGACUUCUUGCAGACAAUCCAAAAUUACACUGGAAAUCAGACUGGAGUUCCUGGAUUUAUUAAUGAUACAACAGCUUUGAUUGCUCAGGUUCAGGAUUUGAUCAACAACAUGAUGAAUAAUCCAGCCUCCGUUGAUGCAGCUACUUUGGCUAAUUUAGAUGCUUUAGCUACUCAAAAGGCUUCUGAAUGGCUUGCUUAUGUUGCGAGUGACACCACAGCUACAACUGUUCAGCCUGCAACAACAACUCUGGCACCUACAAACACGACUCAAGCUCAAAAUGAAACUUCAAAUUCAACAACCACAACUGUUGAUCCACGUCUUGCUCUAUUAUCAACAUCACAAAUCUUGGCAGCUAAUUUAGCUGCUUUAGCUCAGGACAUGCAGACCUACACAGGAAAUCAAGCUGGAGUUCCAACAUUUUCCAGUCUAACUGGUGCUUUAACAACUCAAGUUCAGGAUCUGACUAAUAACAUGAUGAAUAAUGACUAUGCAACCGAUGCAGCACAAUUAAGUAAUUUACAGCUUUUGUCAUCUCAAGAUGCUGCGGCAUGGAUUGCAUACAAGUCUAGUGACACUGCGGCUACAGCUGCAGCUACAUCAACAGCAGCUCUGAAUGCAACAGUUGAAUCAACAAUCAAUGACUUGAACAUGUUACUUCAAACCAUGCAGUCAUAUGCAGCCAAUCAAGCUGUGGUUCCAACUUCUGUAAGUGACACAAUCAGCAAUAUUCAGAACUUGAUAGCAGCAAGUCAAAAUUUAAGUGCAAGCUUGGGAACAAAUGGUUUAGCAGGUGACAUUGCAGCAGUUACUGAUCUACAGAAUCAAGUAUCUCAAACAGCUACUGGAUGGGCUGCUUAUAUUGGAAAUAUUUUGAAUGCUUCAACGACCACAACCGUGUCAACAACUACAGCAUCAAUUCCUACAACUAUCGUGUCUUCUAAUGGAUCUGAUACCACAUCAAACUCUACAACAUUAACACCUCCAGUUACCAAUUCUUCAGACAUGAUCUCAGUGUCAUCAAAUGAUACAACUACCACUGCUGUUGAUUCAACAACUACUCAAGAUCCAUCAAAUGUGACAACAACAACGAUUGCUGUGACUUUAAUACCUACAACAGCUAUUCCAACUACGGCAGUUCCUACAACUGAAGUGCCCACAACCGAAGUGCCAACGACUUUAGUUCCAACCACAGCAGUUCCUACAACUGAAGUGCCCACAACCGAAGUGCCAACGACUUUAGUCCCAACCACAGCAGUUCCUACAACUGAAGUGCCCACAACCGAAAAGCCAACGACUUUAGUCCCAACCACAGCAGUUCCUACAACUGAAGUGCCUACAACCGAAAUACCGACUACAUUGGUUCCAACGACUACUACACUACCACCUACUACUUUAGCACCAACAACAAUUCCGACAACAACAUUACCUCCCACAACAUUAGUUCCAACAACUACCACUACAAAGGCAACAACCACGACCUCUAAGACAUAUCCUUUAACAACAAUGGCUGGCCAAUGCGACUGGUGCUUCAAGAUUCCAUUGCUCAGCUGGGCUCAGCUUCUUAUCAGUUUCAAGUCAACAAACUGCGGUUGUCCAACUGGCUAUGUUGUCAUGAGGAACUGGACCGAUUUGAUCUUUGGUAAAGAGCAUUCAUGCUGCUACUAAGUCCUAAGUAUGGACACAUGCAAGGAUUCUGGGAAUUUCUAGAAUUUUUGUGAAUUUUCAUUUUUAUUAAUCUUUUAAAAUAUUUGAUUUAACUUCUAAUUUGUGGCUUAAACAUUAAAAUUAAUUUUCAAAAUUGAAUAAA
Messenger RNA from Chironomus riparius, 10736 nucleotides. The record is from the annotation of a GenBank genome assembly. Lineage: Eukaryota; Metazoa; Arthropoda; Insecta; Diptera; Chironomidae.